This is a messenger RNA of Nerophis lumbriciformis (worm pipefish), 3201 nucleotides long. Lineage: Eukaryota; Metazoa; Chordata; Actinopteri; Syngnathiformes; Syngnathidae. The record is from RefSeq and is a predicted model, not a curated record.
AUGUCGUCGUGCGACGGCUUGUGCGGGGUGAAGGUGAUGUGUCGCUUCCGGCCGCUGAACGACGCGGAGACGAGCCGCGGGGAUAAAAGCAGCCCCAAAUUUAACGGUGACGACACUGUGGUGGUAGCGGGGAAGCCCUACGUUUUUGACAGAGUUCUGGCUCCGAACAGCGAGCAGGUCCAAGUUUACGAAAUGUGCGCCCGCCACAUUGUCAAAGAUGUGUUGGGAGGCUACAACGGAACCAUCUUUGCGUAUGGACAGACAUCGUCAGGAAAGACUCACACCAUGGAAGGGCAGCUUCACGACACUCGGCUGAUGGGAAUCAUUCCUCGCAUCGCCAGCGACAUUUUUGAGCACAUCUAUUCCAUGGACGAGAACCUGGAAUUCCACAUCAAGGUCUCCUACUUUGAAAUCUAUUUGGAUAAAAUCCGAGACUUGCUGGACGUGUCGAAAACCAACCUGGCUGUCCACGAGGACAAAAACAGGGUUCCAUUUGUCAAGGGAUGCACGGAGCGUUUUGUUUCCAGUCCAGAGGAGGUGAUGGACGUCAUCGACGAAGGCAAAGCCAAUCGCCAUGUGGCCGUAACAAACAUGAACGAACACAGCUCUCGCAGUCACAGCAUAUUCCUGAUCAAUAUCAAGCAGGAGAACGUGGAGACGGAGACCAAACUGUCAGGAAAACUUUACCUGGUGGACCUGGCGGGCAGCGAAAAGGUCAGCAAGACUGGAGCUGAGGGCGCCGUCCUGGACGAAGCCAAGAACAUCAACAAGUCUCUGUCCGCUCUAGGGAACGUCAUUGCCGCGCUUAGCGAGGGAACGAAAAGUCACGUACCCUAUCGAGACAGCAAAAUGACCCGAAUCCUGCAAGACUCUCUUGGAGGAAACUGCCGCACCACCAUCAUUAUCUGUUGCUCGCCAUCUGCUUACAACGAGGCGGAAACAAAGUCCACGCUCAUGUUUGGACAGAGGGCAAAGACCAUCAAGAACACCGUGUCGGUUAACCUGGAACUGACGGCCGAAGAAUGGAAGAAGAAGUAUGAGAAGGAGAAAGAGAAGACUCGCAGUCUCUGCGUCACCGUCCGGAAACUAGAGAGCGAGUUGAAACGCUGGAGAAAAGGUGAGUCAGUGCCCGUGGCGGAGCAGCACUCUAGCGGCAAAGGCGGCGACGCACAAACAGACGGCUCGGCGCCGACGGACGGCUUGGCGCCGCCCCCUCUUCCUCUCUCGGAAGAGGAGAAGACGCGAUACGAGACGCUCAUUGCCGACCUGUACCGGCGGCUCGACGAUAAGGAUGAGGAACUGGACCAUCAUAGUCAGAGGCUGGAGACUUUCGAGCGGCAGCUGAGCCAUCAGGAUGAGCUGUUGGCGGCAAAGCAUCAGGACUGCCAGCGUACACAGGAGGAAAUGUCCCGUCUGCGCAGGGACAACCAGGCGGCCAAAGAUGAAGUGAAGGAAGUGCUUCAGGCUUUGGAGGAACUUGCGCUCAACUAUGACCACAAGUGCCAGGAGGUGGAGAGCCAGAGGCACUGCAACCAACAAGUCAACGAGGAGCUUGCCCACAAAACUGUUAGUUUGGAGGAAGUCCAGCGGGAACUGGUGGCACUGCAGGACCUAAGCUGUCACCACAAGAAGAGAUCGGCCGACAUGCUGGCUCUCUUGCUGAAAGAUUUGGGCGACAUCGGCGGAGCUCUCGGAACUACCGAACUCAAAGCGGCUACCGAGACGAGUGGGACGGCGGAGGACGAGUUCACCGUGGCUCGUCUCUUCAUCACCAAGACCAAGUCGGAGGUGAAGGCGCUGGCGAGUCGCAGUAAACGGCAGGAGGCGGAGCUGGCGCAGAACUUCGCCAAGAUGGAAGCCGACGGCAGGGAGCUCAGCGCCGGACGUCUGGCAGUCUCGCAGCUGCAGCUGAAGUUGGCCUCCUUAACGAGUGACCUUCAGAAGAUGGAAGAAAGCAAACGACAGCUGGAGGAAAGUCAAGACACUCUCAUGGAAGAAGUGGCUAAACUUCAUGCUCGAGAUCAUUUACAGCAGCUGAACGUGUUGGACAAAGAGAAGAAACACAGGACGCAAUUGAAGGACGCCGCAGACACAAAGAAAACUUUGGAGGAGCAGAUGGAAAACCACAGAGAAGCCCACCAAAAGCAGCUGUCGCGCUUGCGGGACGAGAUCGAGCACCGGCGCAGAGACAACAAGCAACUCCGAGAUUUGAACGAGACCUUGCAGCUGGACGUCCGACAGCUACGAGCAGACUUGGACAUGUUGACGCGUGAGGCUUGCGACAGAGAGCAGAAGCUUCAAAAGCUCACCUCGCUGGAGGAAAAAAGACGGCAAGCCAAGGAGGACCUUCGGGGUCUAGAGGAGACAGUGCUUAAAGAACUGCAGACUCUCACCGAGCUGAGGAAAUUAUUCAUCCGGGACAUCGGUGCUCGUUUCAGCUGCCCGGAAGGUGACGGCGACGAGGGCGGAGGCAGCCUGGCCCAGAGGCAAAGGAUCGUCUUUCUGGAAAACACCUUGGAACAGCUCGGUAAAGUCCAUAAGCAGCUGGUAGGAGACAACGCCGACCUUCGCUGCGAGCUACCCAAGCUGGAGAAACGUCUUCGGGCAACGGCCGAGAGGGUGAAAUCUCUUGAAGAUUCCCUGAAGGCCGCCAAGGAAGCGGCGGCCAGAGACCGCAAGCGUUACCAACAGGAAGUGGAGCGUAUCAAAGAGGCGCUGCGCAUGAAGAAUAAGAGGGGGCACGCGGCUCAAAUAGCCAAACCCAUCCGAGCUGGACAUCAACGCCAACAGCGGGCCCUCUCCGUCCGAGGAGGCACCGCCGCCGCCGUCGGGCCUCGUCUUCAGUCGCUUUAUGCAGAAAGCCCUGUCGUGUGGGAGAGAAGCCAAGGGCCAACAGCUGCAGCCUGGGAUGUGCUGCCAGACUUCCUGCUCUUCAAGCCUAUCCGGUCAGGUCGGGGGACAAAGCACGCGGGUGUGGUGGUCCAGGGCAUCAGGACCUUAAUCGUUGCCCAGUCUUCUAUGGGGAUCAGCCCCGCUCAUGCAACAGCCCAUUUUGCACCACAUAGGGCAAAUUUGAACGGGCAACAUUUGGGGGCUUUUCUCCAUCAGGGACCAUCAUGCGUCGUCUCGUUCCAUUUCCUACGGCACGCCAAAAGUGAAGAAGCCGGAGACAAGCACAAUGCCAUCAUCGGCAGUGGGUGA